Spirodela intermedia is the source of this 1709-nucleotide messenger RNA. Lineage: Eukaryota; Viridiplantae; Streptophyta; Magnoliopsida; Alismatales; Araceae. The record is from the annotation of a GenBank genome assembly.
AUGACAUUUUCUGAUCUCCUCGAUAACCAGUCGUUCAGACUUUCGCAGGUUGAAAGCUCAGAAGAGGUGAAGCCGGCGGAAGCGAACAAGACAACUGUGACGAAGAAAAUCCCCAUCUUCGGCAGCGGGAUUCCAUCAGACGCCAACGUUGGUCUCGUAAACAUAGGCGAGGACGAGGUGGAAGGAUGGAGAGCGGUGGAGGUGAAGUUCCAGAAGGUAUCGAAGCGCCCACGAUGGAAGAAACUUUUCCCAGAGUGGAUCGACGAGGAGGAGGUCAAGGAGACCCCAUCGUGUCCAGAGAUACCCAUGCCAGAUUUCUCUCAGUACGCAGAGGUGGAUGCGGUGGUGGCGAGGCUUCCGUGCCGCUACCCCAAAGCCGGAUGGGCUCGGGAUGUUUUCCGUCUGCAGGUGCACCUGGCAGCGGCCAACCUCGCGGUGUGGCGCGCGAGAAGGGACGGGGGUGGUCGGGUGAAGCUGGCCUUCCUGAGCAGCUGCCAGCCGAUGAUGGAACUCUUCAGGAUCGAUGAUCUGGUGGCGAGGGAAGGCGACUGGUGGCUCUACGAGUCCGAUCUCAGGAGGCUGCAGCUGAAGGUAGCCAUGCCGGUGGGUUCUUGCCGCCUGGCCCUUCCCCUGAGAGGAGAGAGUAAGUAGACCAGCCUCAACCAACCCACUUGUAGAAAUCGAGGUUGCUUUCUUCCCGCAAUAAUUCAGCAAAGAUUGUUGAUUGUUGUUUCCAGAUGCAACGCAUGAAGGAGAGCAACCUUCGUAACGUGCAACCUUUUGCUGUUUCAGGUCCGAAUUCUGUGGCCGACCAGUCCCAGAGGGAGGCCUACGCGACGGUGCUCCACUCUUCGGAGAGCUAUGUCUGCGGCGCCAUUGUCCUCGCUCAUAGCAUCCGCCGCAGUGGCUCUCGCCGCGACCUCGUCCUCCUCCACGACAAGUCCCUCUCCGACGCCAAGCGCCGCGCCCUCGCUGCCGCCGGCUGGAAGCUGCGCAUGAUCAAGCGAAUCCGCAACCCGCACGCCAAGAAAUUCACCUACAACGAGUACAACUACAGCAAGCUCCGCCUCUGGCUCCUGACCGACUACGACAAGGUCGUCUUCGUGGACGCCGAUGCGGCAGUCCUCCGCAACGUCGACCACCUCUUCGAGAUGCCGGAGAUGUCGGCCGCCGGCAACGACGGGGUGUUAUUCAACUCCGGUGUGAUGGUCAUCGAGCCCUCCAACGCCACCUUCUCUGUCCUUAUGAAGAGGCGCGACGAGAUCGUCUCCUACAACGGCGGCGACCAGGGUUUCCUCAACGAGGCCUUCGUCUGGUGGCACCGCCUGUCGCACAACGUCAACUACCUGAAGAUCUUCCCGGAAAACACCACCUCGGAGGCCCUCCAUAAGAACCGCCUCUUCGGGGCCGACCCCCCUGAGCUUCACGUCGUCCACUACCUCGGCCAGAAGCCCUGGCUCUGCUACAGGGACUACGACUGCAACUGGAACAUACCCGGCGGUGUGAUCUACGCCAGCGACGAAGCUCACCGCACCUGGUGGCGCCUCCACGACAACAUCGCCCCAGCCCUGAGGCGCUUCUGCAGGCUGCCCCAGUGGCGCAAGUCCGAGCUCAACGAGGAGAGAAAGGCGGCGGAGGCUGCGGGCAACCCCGACGGGCACUGGAAGAUCGAAAUCGCCGACCGGAGGCGGCGCUGGGAGAGGCAAUAA